Callorhinus ursinus (northern fur seal) is the source of this 2297-nucleotide messenger RNA. RefSeq names its product ADAM metallopeptidase domain 2 (gene ADAM2). Gene Ontology annotation, molecular function: metalloendopeptidase activity. Gene Ontology annotation, cellular component: plasma membrane. The record is from RefSeq and is a predicted model, not a curated record. Lineage: Eukaryota; Metazoa; Chordata; Mammalia; Carnivora; Otariidae. Gene Ontology annotation, biological process: male gonad development; binding of sperm to zona pellucida; cell adhesion.
GCGGGCAUCCAGGACAUGAAGCCAUGUUGUGCUUACUACUUCUCAUCGGGCUCAUCAGGGUCCAGACAGACAAUAAUUCUGAAAGACUACGUGUGCAAAUUACAAUACCAGAGAAAAUACUGUCAAUAUUAAGUGGAGGAGUUGAAUCACAUGCGUCCUACAACAUUAUGAUUGAAGGAAAAACAUACACGGUGAACCUAAUGCAAAAAGCUUUUUUACCUCAUAAUUUUAGAGUUUAUGGUUAUAAUGGCACAGGAAGUAUGAAGCCUCUUGAAGAGCAGCUUCAGAAUUUUUGCUACUACCAAGGGUAUAUCGAAGGUUAUCCAAAUUCUAUGGUGAUCGUUAGCACAUGUACUGGACUCAGGGGCUUACUUCAGUUUGAAAAUGUAAGUUAUGGUAUUGAGCCCUUGGAACCUUCAAUUGGUUUUGAACAUGUGAUUUAUGAAGUAAAACAUAAGAAUAAAGGUGUUUCUUUAUAUGCUGAGAAGGAUAUUGAGUCAAGAGAAAUGCCCUAUAAAAUACAAAGUAUAGAGCCACUUUCAGAGUUCUCUCAGUAUAUAGAAAUGCAUGUUGUAGUUGAAAAAAAUUUGUAUAAUCAUAUGGGCUCUGACACAAUUGUUGUCACUCAAAAGAUCUUCCAGUUGAUUGGACUGACCAAUGCUAUUUUUACAUCAUUUAAUGUUACAAUAAUUCUCUCUUCAUUGGAACUUUGGAUAGAUGAAAAUAAAAUCUCGGUAACUGGAGAUGCUAAUGAGUUAUUACACAGAUUUUUAAAAUGGAAAAGAUCUUAUCUUGUUUUGCGUCCACAUGAUAUAGCAUUUUUACUUGUUUACAGAGAAAAAUCAAAUUAUGUUGGUGCAACCUUUCAAGGGAAGAUGUGUGAUAGCCAUUAUGGAGGAGGUGUAGCUCUGCACCCCAGAACCAUAAGUCUGGAGUCGCUUGCAGUUAUUAUAGCUCAGUUACUGAGCCUUAGUAUGGGAAUAGCUUAUGAUGAUGUUAACAAAUGCCAGUGCUCAGGAACUGUCUGCAUAAUGAACCCAGAAGCAAUUCAUUCCAGUGGUGUGAAGAUCUUUAGUAACUGUAGCAUGGAGGAUUUUGCACAAUUUAUUUCAAAGCCAAAGUCCCAAUGUCUUCAAAAUCAGCCACACUUAGAUCCAUCAUACAAAGCUGCGGUUUGUGGUAAUGGACAAGUGGAACAAGGAGAACAAUGUGACUGUGGAAGUGCAGAGGAUUGUGAUGCUAAGUCAAAUUCAUGCUGUAAUCCUGCCACAUGUGCGCUAAAACCUGGCUCAAUUUGUGAUACUGGUAAAUGCUGUACAGAUUGUCAAUAUUCAGCAAAAGGAGAAAUAUGUAGGCCUCCCACUGAUGAAUGUGACCUCCCUGAAUAUUGCAAUGGAUCAUCUGCAACAUGUCAAGAUAACUUUUUUGUUCAGAAUGGGCAUCCAUGUGGAGAGAAUCAAUGGCUCUGUCUGAAUGGAAGUUGUAUAAGUGGGAUAAAACAAUGUACAGAUGUAUUUGGUGAAGGUGCAGAAUUUGGUCCUGAAGAGUGUUAUUCUCACCUUAAUUCUAAGGCUGAUCAAUCUGGGAACUGUGGCUCAGGUCCUUCAGGAUACAUACAGUGUAAAACUAAGGAUCUGAUGUGUGGAAAAUUAAUAUGUCAAUAUAAAAAUGAAAAAAUAAUUGAAAUUCCAAAUGCUACUGCUAUUUAUGCAAAUAUAAGUGGACACAUCUGCGUUGCUUUGGAUUUUCCACAAGGUUUUAGAAAUGGCAAAAUGAUGUGGGUAAAAGAAGGAACUGUUUGUGGGGUUAAUAAGGUUUGUAGGAAUAAAGAAUGUGUAGAUGCUGCAUACCUGGAUUAUGAUUGUACUCCAAGAAAAUGCAAUGAACAGGGUAUAUGCAAUAAUAAAAAGAACUGUCAUUGUAACCCCUCAUAUUUACCUCCUAAUUGCCAAACUAGUGAUGAUGCAUGGAUUGGUGGGAGUAUUGACAGUGGCAAUUUUCCACCUGUAGCUCGCUUAGCCAGUUCUGAAAGAAACUACAUUGAGAAUGUUUACCAUUCCAAACCUACAAGAUGGCCAUUUUUCUUACUCAUUCCUUUUAUUAUUAUUCUCUGUGUACUGAUUAUCACACUGGUAAAAGUUUAUUUCCAAAGAAAAAAAUGGAGAACUGAGGAGUAUACAAGCGACGAGCAAGUUGAAAGUGAGAGUGAACCUAAAGAGUAGCCAGAAAACAGAAUCCAUCAUAUCACAAGUAAUUAUCUUCGAUGGACAGGAAAAAUGGAAAAAACAAAACAAAAA